AUGCCGCAGGACCGGUUCCGACCGGCGCUUAUUGUCGUCGACUUCCAGGAGGAUUUUUGCCCGCCGCAUGGCUCCCUCGCCGUGGCCAACGGACGCGACAUCCACCCGGUCGUCAACUCGAUGCUGCGCUUGCCGUUCGCGACAAAGAUCGCCACCAAGGACUGGCACCCGCCGGACCACGUCUCGUUCGCCUCGAACCAUGAGGGCAAGCAGCCCUUCGUUGACACGGUCGACAUUGUCAACCCGCGCAACGGCGCCGAGACGUUCCGCACGCGGAUGUGGCCGGUGCACUGCGUGCAGGGGACGCCCGGCGCAGCCCUCGUGCCGGAGCUGGACGCCUCGGCCGUCGACACCGUCCUCGAGAAGGGCCAGAACAGCAACGUCGAGAUGUACAGCGCCUUCUACGACCCCUUUCAGUCGCCGCGGGUGUCGGACACCGGCCUCGCGGAGACCCUCAGGGACAAGGGCAUUACGGACGUCUACGUGGUCGGGCUGGCUGGCGAUUACUGCGUCAAGUGGACCGCGCUGGAUGCGAACAAGGAAGGCUUCCGGACCUUCAUCGUCGAGGAGGGCACGAGGCCGGUGGAUGCUGAGAGAUGGGAUGAGUGCAAGGGCGAGUUGGAGGCCAGCGGGGUCAGGAUUGUCAGCGUCGAGGGGCCGGAGGUCCGGAGGGUUGUCACGGCAGGGCGGGAAUGA
This is a messenger RNA of Colletotrichum higginsianum IMI 349063, 696 nucleotides long. Its product is annotated as Isochorismatase. Lineage: Eukaryota; Fungi; Ascomycota; Sordariomycetes; Glomerellales; Glomerellaceae. The transcript is spliced from 2 exons. The coding region runs from base 1 to 696 and encodes 231 amino acids. The record is from RefSeq and is a predicted model, not a curated record.